Messenger RNA from Paramormyrops kingsleyae, 840 nucleotides. It is a transcript of the gene fmc1, whose product is annotated as formation of mitochondrial complex V assembly factor 1 homolog. Gene Ontology annotation, cellular component: mitochondrion. The record is from RefSeq and is a predicted model, not a curated record. NCBI's taxonomy places the organism in Eukaryota, Metazoa, Chordata, Actinopteri, Osteoglossiformes, Mormyridae.
AUCGCUUGCUCGAUAAUCUACAGCACUGCCUUGGUAGCAGAUUGACCUGACCUAAAGAUGGCAGCGUUGUCUUCACCGCUACGCGUGUGUCGCGGUAUCCUGAAGGAGUUGCGGUCGUCUAAGGGACCGGAAUAUAAACAAACGCUAGCGUAUAACUUUGUUUUGGAUCAAUUUCGUAAAAACCAGGUCACUAAUGAACGGCACUGCCGCGCACGGAGGGAAGCUCUUCAUGCCUCCCACUCCUACCUGUGUCUUCUGGCAUCGACCCGACACCACCUCACCCUGCACAAGCUCUUCCAUGGCAAAGGGGAGCGAGAACCAGAGCAGGUGGCCAGAUUAGUGGGCCUCCAACUGCCCACACAGCCAGGAGGGAAAGGAUGGGAAAAAUGAAGGUGGAGGCACAACGACUGAUGGUGGCUGUGGAGCCUGGCUUUCUUUCACUAUUUUAAAAAGCUGUUCAACUAGUAUAAUUAAAAUACCUAAAAGUGAAAUAAAGAUUGCUGUACAAAAUAAAAACAAAUUUUCAUCAUGCAGAUGAGAUAAUGUAACAUACAAGGGAAAUAAAGACUGAUAGGCAAAUGGUGUGUAUUAAGGGCACACAGCCAACAGAGGUCAUCGCCUUCUCCAUCUCGAAAAAGAUGUACAAAGUUUAUGAACGUCUUUGCUUUUGGUCAAUGUGAAGGUCCUUGACCUUUUUUGGGUUUCAUUUUGACAGCGUCACUGUACUUGUGAAUGAAUAUUUUUCCGUACAGUGUGUGUAAAUGUAAACAAUGUGACAUAUCUGGAAUCAUAGCAGUUAAAGAAUUGGUGUUUUGAAUAAAUCGUACCUUUUCCAUGCAA